GUGAUUUGGUCUUAAGUUCUUAACACAAUAACACAUGAUCUUAGAGCCCACUAAUGAUAAGAAAAUGAGCCGGGUUAAUCACACACGCACCAGAAUUUUAUGCAGCUGGUCGUUGACUUGUACAAUUCCCGCGAGUGCAGCAACAGUAUUUUAUAAAUAUAAUUUGAGCUCAUUACCAUCUAAUCUCUCAACAACUAUCAUUUAAAAACUAUAAUUAAUAUAUUAAUAAGAAGAUAAAUUGGUCUUGGUUAUAAGUUAGUGGCUUUUCCUUAUGUACAUUUUCUCAGAAAAUCAAGAAAAGCAAAAGGUUUUCUCUAUUCUUCUUCUUCCGAUGUAUCAAAUCUUCUUCUUCUUUGUUACAACCUUCCACAGUUAUUACUAUGUCUCAGCUCAGCCUCCUGCUCCUCCGCUCAGUAACGGCGACCUGGUCGCCAAUUUCGAGCCUAGUUUAGCCAUCGUCACAGGAGUUCUCGCCAUCAUGUUCGCACUCACUUUCGUCGUCCUCGUCUACGCUAAGUGCUGCCACAUGGAUCUCCUAUCAGGUUCCGGCGACGGUAGGCGGCAAGAUCGUCUGACCCGACAAGGGUUUUUCUUUAACCGGUCAACUAACUCCUCAGCUCGAUUCUCCGGUUUAGACAAGACAGCUAUCGAGUCACUUCCUAUGUUUAGAUUCUCAGCUUUGAAAGGAUCAAAACAAGGGCUCGAGUGUUCUGUCUGUUUGUCUAAAUUCGAAAGCGUCGAGAUUCUUAGGUUAUUGCCUAAAUGUCGUCACGCUUUCCACAUCGGAUGCAUCGAUCAGUGGCUUGAGCAGCACGCAACGUGUCCCCUCUGCAGAGACAGAGUCUCAAUCGAAGAGGACACCUCUGUUUAUGUAAACAGUUUUAGGUUCUUGAAUGAGUCUGCGAGAAGAGAAGAUUCGAGUUUGGAGAUUUACAUCGAGAGAGAAGAAGAAGAGGAGAGAAGAAGAAGACAGAGAGAGGAAGUUGGUAGCUCAUCGAGAUUCAGCAUCGGAGGGAGUUUCAGGAAGAUUCUAAAACUAGGUCAUAAAGAAAAGCCCUUGCUUGAGCAACAAGGAAACGAUAAAGACGAGAACAAAGUGAUGCAUAAGUUCAAUCACAGGAUAUUUGUAUCUGAUGUUGUGUUCAAGAAUCGUUGGAGCAACGUGAGUUCAUCGGAUUUGAUGUUUUUGAAUUCGGAGAUGGUUUGUUCGAUCUCCAGCGAGAGAUUCUCAUUUAAGAGAAGCGAUGAAGAGGAUCAAAGAGGUAACUUGCGGAUCAAGGAAGAUAUGGAGAACAAGUUGAGUUCGAUGAAAACUAUGUUGUUGUCGGAAAGCAAAGACUCUGGUUCGAAAUUAAGAAGCGUCAUGACCGAGACAGGAAGAAGAUCGGUCUCUGAGAUCACAACGGUUCCUAGACUCAGUAUUGCGGUUCAUGGCGAUUGUAGCGGUUCAAACGCAGCGACUGCGUCUGAGACGGAGGAGAGAAGACGGCGUUUGUGGCUGCCGAUCGCUAGCAAAACCGCUCAAUUGUUUGCUAACAGAGAAAAAAGAAAUCAAAUUAAUACAACAGUCCAACACUUUAAUGUUUAGUUUAUUUAUUUUUCUUCAUGAAUUGCAAUUUUUACAGGCUUAUAUACAAAAAAUAUUCUUAUACAUGUUUGUUAGAUCCGACGAUCAUUUGUGUAAAUAAGAUGGAUUUAUAUAUAAACAAAUUUAUUCACUUAAAUAAUUUUAAAAUAACAAUAAUUGUUAUUUUCAUCUCAUGGAACAAGUCAGCUAACCUGGUAAAUAAGCAGCCACAAUCAUUUAAAUUAUAUUAUUAGUAUGUCUGCAUCAACUUAUUAUACUUUUCUGUUAACGACUGCAUCAUAUUCAUAUAAUCAAUAAUACACUUAUACGUCUAUCUAUGAACUACCCUUGGUCCUGUCUCUUGAUAGUUUAAAAAAAAAAUUAUGGCCUAUCCUUGGUUUUGUCUCUUGAUAGUUCUUUUUAGUAUGAAAUUUAUACCAUUU
Molecule: messenger RNA, 2010 nt
Organism: Brassica napus (rape)
Lineage: Eukaryota; Viridiplantae; Streptophyta; Magnoliopsida; Brassicales; Brassicaceae
Product: E3 ubiquitin-protein ligase ATL42-like
Exons: 1
Coding region: 272-1588 (438 amino acids)
Source: RefSeq, a predicted model, not a curated record